Salvelinus sp. IW2-2015 is the source of this 1268-nucleotide messenger RNA. Lineage: Eukaryota; Metazoa; Chordata; Actinopteri; Salmoniformes; Salmonidae. The record is from RefSeq and is a predicted model, not a curated record.
CCCUCACUUAUUCUCUCCACUCUCUUUUCUUGACUCCUCCUCUCCCUCUCGGCCUAGAUAAUGAGCAGUUGGCCCGGUCAGGCACCAACUGUCUGGAGAACGUGGUCAUCCUGAAUGGAGAGAAGUUUACUCCGGAGACCUGGGACAAGACCUGUAACUGCAUGCUGGACAUCUUCAAGACCACCAUCCCACACGCGCUGUUGACAUGGAGACCAGCAGGAGCAGAGGGAGAUCCCAUGACACCACAGGACAUAUCAGACAGACAGCUGGACUCAAUUUCCCAGAAGUCCGUGGACAUCCAGUCCCAUUCCGAGGACCAGCAUUCCAUCAACAGCGCAGAGAGGGUUGCCAUGGAGACCCGGCGGCAGAAGAUCCAGGAGCAGAGGUUAUUCUCAGCCUUGCUCAUUAAGUGUGUGGUGCAGUUGGAGCUGAUCCAGACCAUAGACAACAUGGUCUUCUUCCCUGCGACCAGCAGGAAGGAAGACGCUGAGAACCUGGCUGCUGCACAGAGAGAUUCUCUGGACGCAGCAGACAUACUAGUGGAUACCCAGGACCAGGGAAUGUACCGCUACCUGACCUCAGAACAGCUGUUCAAGCUGCUGGACUGUCUGCUGGAGUCCCACCGCUUCGCCAAAGCCUUCAACGCCAACAACGAGCAGAGGACCACUCUCUGGAAGGCAGGUUUUAAAGGGAAGUCAAAGCCCAAUCUGCUGAAGCAGGAGACCAGCAGUCUGGCGUGUGGCCUGAGGAUCCUGUUCCGGAUGUACACUGACGACAGCCGUCAGACUGCCUGGGAGGAGGUCCAGAGACGGCUGCUCAAGUAAGGAAGGACCGCCACGCCGCACCACCAUAUCACUGAAUGGCGCUUGUCAAACUAUACAAAUGGACUCUGCAGUUCUUUUCUACUGCUUCCUGCUGUUGUUCUGCUCCUCUCCCUCUCACUAACGAGCCUUUCACCAUGUCACGACAAUCCCUGAUCAUCCUCUCACUGCACACACAAACCUCCCUCAUGGAGCUGUGUGUGAUGGGGGGAAUUACUGUAUUUUCACAUAUGUCUGAAGGAUGCCCAGAAUGUGCUCUCGAUUUACAAAAAUAUUUUAUAACUAAUUUGCUGCUUUGUUGUGGGUGGAACUCUCUGCAAACAUCACUUUUAUUGAAAUCCUAUAAAUGGAACGUCUGGAGUAUUUAAGAACCAGGCAGCAGGCAGCUAUCUACCAGAAUAAACAACUUUCAUAAUUUUUCAUGAGGGGGAGCAAGGGCAUGUCAGA